Adineta steineri is the source of this 885-nucleotide messenger RNA. The record is from the annotation of a GenBank genome assembly. Lineage: Eukaryota; Metazoa; Rotifera; Eurotatoria; Adinetida; Adinetidae.
AUGAGUAAAGCACAUGAAGUAACAGCUUGGAUUGAUUUAAAUAUUAUUGAUAAAUCAUGGGCAAAAUCAUUAACAAAAGAAUUUGAUGAGAAAAAAGCUAAAUAUCUUGUUGAAAGUAUGCCAGUACCAAAUACUAUAACAUGGUCGAUAACAAAUGUUGCUAAUAAUAUUGAUGAAGAAUUUGUUAGUCAAUUAUUACUUUUAAUGACAACGGAACAAUUUUUUCAAUUUGUUUCCGUAUGUAAUACGAAUAAAAACAAUAUAUCAGAUCUAUUUCAAACUAUUAACAAUAAAUAUAAUUCUAAAAAAGCAAUUACAAUUGUUAUUAUUGGUGUAAAUUCUUCAUUAAGUCUUAGUAAAUUACUAACACGUUCAUCUAUUAUAAAAACAAAUGAUUUAGAUAAUAUUUAUCUUGAUUUACAACUUCAAUUUAAUUGUAUUAUAAAAUAUGCUGAAAAUGAACAUGAUCUUGCAACUUUAAUCCUUUCAUUUACAAAAGCUAUAACAGUUGCACCAGAAAAACGUUUAAAAAAUUUAUCACCAUUUACAUUUCAUGUUGAUACAAUGAAACAAUAUAAAGCAAUACGUGUUGAUAUUGAUCAACCGAAUAAAACACUUGAAUCAUUAUGGAAACAAAUUUUACAACAAUUUCCACAUAUGGGUAUUGAACAAGCACAAGCUAUUGUUAAUCAAUAUGGAACAAUACAAGGAUUAGUACAAGCAUAUAAACAAUGUCAAACAGAAAAUGAAGCAAAAUUAUUAUUAGCUGAUAUACAAGUUCGACGUGGAGCAGGAGUUUUAACGACAACAAGAAAGAUCGGACCACACAUGUCAGAAAAAAUAUGGAAAUUAUUUACAUCUACAGAUGGAAACGAUCUUUUAUGA